Messenger RNA from Didymodactylos carnosus, 4215 nucleotides. The record is from the annotation of a GenBank genome assembly. NCBI's taxonomy places the organism in Eukaryota, Metazoa, Rotifera, Eurotatoria, Philodinida, Philodinidae.
GUCGAGUCAUAGAGAAGUCUAUCUCUGACUAUAUACAGAGAGACCAGUGAGAAAAUAAUAAUAUAAAUAUUCUGUGUUUCUUCACUAAAUUCUACAUUCUUUAUACAGUUUUAGUUUAGCAAAAUAAAACGGUGAAUGAAUAUUUCCUGUAUGCAGUAAAUUAGCGGAUCAUCACUAUAACUUAGUGUGAAAUGCUUAUAUCUAUUACAAUUUUGGAUAACUAAUAUGUACAUCAUAUUGACUUCAAAAUAAUAGCUUUUUGUGUCAGUGUAUUAAAUUUUAAGUAAUAAGAAUUGUGUAAUAAAAAAAAGUCAUAUCCACGGUAUUGGAUUUCUUUUUAGCCCAGGACUGAUACUUGCCGGCAAUGCAUGAAAUGUCCUUAGGGAAAAUCUUUGUUGUUUCAGCACCAGAUUCCUGACAGAUAUGAUAAGGAUCCUGCAAGGAUUCGCCCUUUUUUCCUGAGAAAAUCCUGAAAGAAGUGUGUAGCCACGGAAUUUUAGGAUCCUGUCAGGAUUUCAAUAAUUCCUAAUUGGGAAGAAAAAGAUUUCCGAUAACAUCGUUCAGAAUUUAACUAGGUUUCCUUGAAGAUGUUAUUAAAUAUCUUGACAGGAUCUUUGCAGAUUUUCCAAAUAGAACAGAAGAGAAAUGAACACAUAGAGUAUCGAUCUCUAGACCUCCAGUUUACAUACCGAUGAAACAACUUUUAUGCAAACUUUGAAAACAUUUUGAAAAAUUUUUCUAUGAUGUUUUUUCAUAUUUAUUUGUUUGUGAAAAGAACCAAAUCAAGAUCAGGAUAAAAAUGCCAGUAGAUUAUUCAGUUCUCAGAAUUUUGUCGUGUUUCGAGCAAAAACACAAUAUGAUCUUGAAAAAUCCCUUAUUUUAUUUUUUUGCGAUUUUGCUCAACACCGGUAUUGAAAUUCUGUUGUGAUCUAUAGAUUCAUAAAUCUUGAACGGAUCCUGACCUGAACCUAAAAACGUGAGCUUCAUCCAUCCUUACCAGGUUGUAUUUUCUCAUCAAGAUCCUGAUCAUACUUGUACUUUCUUUUAAGGAUUCGAAAUGUUUGUUCUUGAGCAAUUUAGCGUAGGAUACUAACCGAAGCCUGGCAGGAUUUAUCAGUUGAGGAUUCUGACUAAUCUUGUUUUAUUCCUGGUAAAAUUCUUCUCUGAUACGACUGUAACUCUUGACAGGAUCGUCGUAUCACGAUCCAGAACAAAUCUUGACCAAAAUCUUUCUGUUAUACUUGUCAGGAUCCUGAAUAGGAUCGAGAAUGAAUCUUAGUAGGAUCCUGCAAAAUCAGUUUAGGAAAAAAUCCGACCAAGAACUUGAACAAAUCCUGGGAAAUCUAUCCAGAAUCAAACUUGGCAUGAUCCUUAACAUUUAUGAUGCUGAAAGAUCCUUCUAGGCUCUCUCAAGAAAUGAACACGGUUGAGUAAACUAAACAGUAAUCUGCAAAGAUCUUUGCUAAACCCUUAUAUUGUCUCAUCAAGAUCCUUAUUACGAUUGACAUUGUCUUGCAAGGUCUGAAACCGGAAACCUUGAAAAGUUCUGAAAAAGAUCCUGACUAAAGCUUUGCAGGAUUAGUCAGUUUCGUAUUCUAACUGAUCUGGUUAUUUUCUUGCAAAGACCGUUAUCUGAUGCGGCUAUCACUCCUAACAGGAUCCCGAUACGAAGAUUUGGCCCAGAUCUUGACGGAAACCUGAUCUUGGCAGAAUCCUCUCUUAUAAUUUCCAUUUUCAGAAUCAUCUAUCAUAAUCCUUGAUAGGAUCUAGAGUAAAUCCUGGUAGGAUUCUGUAUUGUGAACUCAGAAAAAUAUCUGAGCAGGAACUUGAAGAAAUCCUGAACACGAUCCUGUUUAAACUUGAAAAAUCCUGGAAACAGGAGUUACUAGGAUUCGAAAUAGGAUCCUGAAUAAAAUUUGACAAGAUCCUGGAGUUUCAAGCUCCUGAAAGAUCCUUCCAGGGUUUCUCAAGGAAUGAACCGGAUUGAGACUAGGUGUUGCUGAAUAUUUAAUUAAAGCUGGAUGUAAUGUGCAUGUACGCGAUUCAGUGAAAAAGACGCCACUUCAUUGGGCAGCAAUCUACAGGCUAACCAGCAUCGUUCUACUAUUACUUGAAUAUGGAGCAGAUAUUGAAGCACUGGCCGAUUUUGGACAACCUCCGCUGCACUCCCCGGUAGGAUAUCCAUUUCAUUCAGAAAUUAUCAAGUUACUGAGAGAAAAAGGUGCGAAAAUUUUGAACGAAAUGGCUAUUAAUGAAUUAAUUUCAAUUGCAAAAGUAUCUCUUGUCGAAAGUACUGAUUUUUUUGUAAACCAUGUGGAUGCUAUCGUUUUGUACGCAGAGGGACCUCAACUAGAAAACUUACUUUCCAAUCUAGAUGAUAACAAUCGUCUAAAACGAGAAAUUUUAGGUUUCUUAGACCAUGCAAAAUCAGGUAACGAUCUACAAGAACGUACUCAUUGCCAGCUUAUUCGCUCAUCUAUCGAUCGGAUUAAAGCCACAUAUCUUAUUCUUGUUGAUCAACCACAUUCGUUGGUAACAGAACAACAAUGGUUUGAAGCGAUUAUUGACAGCGCCAUCCAGAAACGAUUAACUUCAAUCGCAUUUCCAUGUAAUAUUUAUACGCGUGAAAUUGAUACAUGGUGUACACUAGACAAUAUUAUUCAAUUACAAAACACAAAUAAACUUCGAAAUUUGAAAGAAAUUCAAAUUAUUUAUGUUGACGAACCGAAUCUUGCAGAUGAAAAAGCAAAAUUAGAAAUGUUCUAUUCACAACUGAAGGUUAAAAGAGAAUAUGAUAACGAUGUUAGAUCCAAUAAUCAUCACAUAACGACACGAAGCACAUUCAACGAAGAUAAUAAUAGAAAUCAAAGAGAUAAUAAUUCUACUCUACAAAACUAUGAUCAUGCGACAUUUUUGACACCCAAUUCGAAUAAUUUACAGUAUACUGAAGGAAUGCAAGAAUAUCAGUUCGAAUUUGGCGAUUCUAUUUUAAUAGUUAAACAAGGUCAUAUUUUCGAAGAGAAGGCAGAUGCUAUCGUCGUCGAUGUAAACGAUUCUCAACCCACUGAACCAGUCGAAGCGAUCUGCAAAUUGGCUGGUGACGUUUAUAUACAAGCAUGUAACAAUUCAAAUCCAACUGAUGAACUUCUUCUUAUGCCUGCUGGUAAUUUACAUGCACGAUAUAUCAUUCAUCUCCCAUUACCAUGUUGUGCCCCAUCUAAGACAGCCAAUCAACAUUAUUUAGGUAAUCUUCAUGAUAAUUUGUCAAUAAUAUUUAAAAGUGCGUUAAAAUAUCGUAUUAAUCGUCUUUCACUUGUACCUGUUGGUUGUACAAGACAUCAUUUCAUGCCAGAAAAUGUAAUUGAGCAUUUACAUACAGCUUACUUAAAUCACGGUACAUAUGUGAGAGAUAUUGUAUUGGUUAUCGAUCAAUCGUCAAAUUUUCAAAUGUGGGUUGAUUUGUGCAAAAAAUGUACAGCUGAAUAUUCAAGGCAACGUGAACAAAAAAAGAGCGACGAACAAAAACAGACUGAUGAACAUCAUUGGACCAAAACGGGCGCUAAUGGUGGUAUUAAAGAAUCUAGUGCCAACAUAGAAAACCAACACAACUCUAUUAUAGCUCAUGAUUUAUCAAAAUACGAUGACAUAUCUUAUAAUAGGUAUUUGCUUUCGAAUGAUACUGUUUUAAUAAUUAAGCGUGGGGAUAUAUCAAAGGAAUCCACUGAUGUGAUUGUGAACGCUGCAAAUGAAUUUUUGGAAGAUGGAGCAGGCGUUACCGGUGCCAUAUAUAAGCGGGCUGGUCCAAUUUAUGCCAUGGCAUGCAAAAAUAGGCCAAUAAUAAAUAGAGUAGGUGGGCGUCUAGAGCGAGGAAAAGCGAUUGCAUUACCUGGUGGUAGUUUAUUAGCACAUUGUGUUAUUGCCACUGUUGGACCAGUAUUUGAUAGAUCGAGCGAAAUUCUAUCAAGAGAAAUUUUGUUUUCCUGCUACAAAGAAUGUUUAUUAUUGGCUAAAGUCAAGAAUUAUAGUUCAAUUGCAUUUCCAGCGUUGUCAUGUGGAGUUUAUGGUUAUCCUGUCGACAAGGCUGCUGAGGUGGCACUAGAAGCUGUUGAAAAGUACCCAAUGGAUUUGAAAGAAAUAGUUUUUGUCCUUUGGGAGGAGUCGACGUUACUUGCUUGGGUUAAAGAAGCAGAAAAAAAAUUAUGUAAAAUUCGGUAA